AUGGUCCGCAUACUGAUGCGUCCCAAACCGUCCAACUAUUCGUACGUGUUCGAUUUCGAGGAGAAUUACGAUUGCGAUUCGACCAGACAAUGGAUGACCGCCAACUGGACAAACUGCUUUUACUAUUGUGCCAUAUACGCGAUUUUGGUGUUUGGUAUCCGGCGGUUAAUGCGCAACCAUAACGGUUUUCGGCUCAAGGGACUGCUAAUCCUGUGGAACACGAUGUUGGCCACGUUCAGCCUGAUUGGGUUUGCCCGGACGGCGCCCGAACUUUUCCGGGUGCUCAACAAUUACGGACUGCACCAUUCGGUGUGCGUCUCGAGGUGAGCUCACGUGUUUCGUUCUUUUUACUCGCUACGCGUAAACCCUUUCUACAACAAUAUAACAUUAGAAUAUUACAAUUGGAAUAUUAUGAAACUACACGGGGUUCCAUAGUUGUGCUCACGACUGAAGUAUAUUAGAUAAUUGCACUACUAUACCCCCAUUCUAACUUUUUUACACGUAUGGAAAUUAAAAAUGGCAGCGUGGUGGCCUGAAUGUAUGGAAAUGAUAAUAAAACACAGUUAUCCCAAUACCGCAAUUUAGUUUUUGAUUUGAUAACGUUAGAUCGUAUAUGCAAUAACCUGGUACAUCUAAUAAAAUAAUAAAGUAAAAACAAAAUUAUUAAAACGGUUAAUACUCGUAAAUAAAUGUAUAAAUAAAAAAACCGUAUGUUUAGAAAUGUUUUAUUUAUAUAUUUAUUUACUAUAUUCCGGUACAUCUGCUAGUAUAUUUCAAUCAUGGUUGUAUAAAUAUUAUAGCAAGGUGACGAGACUAAAUUGAUAGCUUUCGAAAGUAGGAUUUGUAGACAAAUAUAUAAACCUAUGCUAAAAUACUGAAUACUGAAACUUGCGAACACGGGGAGAGAAGGAACGCGGUAAUAAAUAUAGGGCUAUACAAUGGACUCGGCGUACGAAAUUUUCUAAGACCGAAAAGGUUAGAAUGGGUUGGGUUUUGGCUGCCAUUCAUUUCUUGAUAUAUGUGCGAUAUUACCCGUUGGAAGUUUACAUUUAACAAAACCAAUAGAAAUUAUUUCGGACGUUUAAAAUAAUAAUUAUCCGCAAGGAUAAUGGAUAUUUGCUAUAUUUGUAAACUUUUUUGAAACAGAUAUUAAUAUGAUUACCAAUAAAUUAAAAUAUAAUGUGAUGCCAUGACGAGAUUGCACCGUGGUCAUGACACUAAAAUAUUUAUUAUUUGCUUACGAUUGACGGCUGUGCUGUCCAGUAUUUCAGUAUUUCACUAUAAAGAACAAAUGUUAAUAAUUAAUUGGUAGGUAAUUAUUUUUAAUAAAAGAUCUUAAUGCCUAAUUCAGAUUUAGUUGAAAACCAUUAAUAUUGUACAGAAUAAUCAAUUUAUGAUGAUGAACAAACAAUUUUUUCGGAGGGUUUUAAGUGAAUUUGAUUUCUAUUUUUUCAAAUCAUUACGGAGUCGUUGAAGUUUUAUUUAAAAACUAUUUUUAAUUUGUAUACCUAAUUCGUAUACCUCAAAUGAGUAUAUACUUUUGAUUUUCCAAAAAAUUUUGAUCCAUAUAUCAGUAUAACAUUAAUGUCGAAUUUUGUCGUUUAUGAGUUUGUGUUUUAACAGUUUAAAAUUUAUACAGUAGGUGUAGAGAAGGGUAAUUAAUCCCAUAUCCAUUUUUAGAUGAUAAAUUCAUUAACCUUUCCUCUAUCUUGGUUUAAACUUUAAACUGUUAUAGCUCAUAAUCGGUAUACCCGAUAUUAAUAUAAUACUUAUCAAUAUUUUUUAGAAAAAUAUCCUCCAUUUUAAAGCCACGCUCAUGCUAUCUCUUAUCUUAUAUACUCGUUCUUGAUCUAUUCUCUCGUCAUUAUGCUCUUCCACUUAAGCAUUCUCAUUUAUUUUCAGUUUUAUUUUUUUAUUUACCACCCACCAGUCUUCCAAUCUGCAUAGUUGAUCUCAUCACACUCUUGUAGAACUUACCUUUCAUUUUCAUUGUAAUUCUCUUGUAUCUACCAUAAAAUACUUGACGCUUCUCUCCUCUUGAUCCAAUCACAUUUAAUACUAUGUUUCACUUUUUCGUCAAACUCACCAUUAUUUUGUACAAAAAAUCCUAGUUACUUAAAAUUCUCAACUUCGCCUAUUAAAUCACCGCUUAAUGUCACUUCUUGUUUCGACAAUAUUUUAUCCUCUUCUUUCAAAUUCAUAUUCUAUUUUACUUCUACUUAUCUUUAAUCCCUUUAAUUCAAGUGCAACUCUACAUUCCUCAAGAUUAUUGUUAACUUACUCCAGAUUUUUUUACAUAGAAACUUUAUCAUCUGCAAACAUGCAAACAUAAUGGUACUUUAUCUUGUAUUUCUUUCGUAACUUCAUCCAUUACAACAGUAAACAGGAAAGGGCUCAAAGCUGACACACAUCUACAUCAAUCCAAAAUUCUUUCGUUAUUCUUUCAAAAAUAUUCUCUAUCAAACUCGUCUCCUGGUAUUGAAUGACUAAAUAACGAGCUCCAUGGCGUUUUACACAACCGUCUAGUCAUUCAGCAUUUUACAUAACAAUCGUUAUAUUUUUUUUUCUUCGUCCUGCUUAUAGCUACCUCGAGGACGAUUCGGUAUCCGGUUUCUGGUCCUGGCUGUUCGUGCUGUCCAAGUUGCCCGAGCUGGGCGACACCAUAUUUAUCGUGCUCCGCAAACAACCCCUGAUCUUCCUGCACUGGUACCAUCACAUCACCGUGCUUCUGUACUCGUGGUUCUCGUACCACGAGUUCACGUCGUCCGCACGGUGGUUCGUCGUCAUGAACUACUCGGUGCACUCGAUGAUGUACACGUACUACGCAGCCCGGGCGAUGGGCUACAGGCCGCCCACGCAAAUAUCUAUGUUCAUCACGGCCAGCCAGCUAACGCAGAUGAUUGUCGGGUGCUUUAUUAACUACACCACGUACGGUUACCUGAAGGCGGGUGGCCCGCAGUCGUGCCGCGUGUCCAAGCUGAACGUCACCCUGUCGUCCGCCAUGUACCUCAGUUACCUAGUGUUAUUCGCUCAGUUCUUCUACAACGCGUACAUCCUGAAAUCCAAGGGCGGUCGUGGCGGGGCCACGCAGAAGGCGUCCAAACAGCACUGA
Messenger RNA from Cinara cedri, 3112 nucleotides. The record is from the annotation of a GenBank genome assembly. Lineage: Eukaryota; Metazoa; Arthropoda; Insecta; Hemiptera; Aphididae.